Molecule: messenger RNA, 2789 nt
Organism: Striga asiatica
Lineage: Eukaryota; Viridiplantae; Streptophyta; Magnoliopsida; Lamiales; Orobanchaceae
Source: the annotation of a GenBank genome assembly
CUCUUGAGUUUAAUACAAGGGCUCAUAAUCUCACAGCACAUAUCUGCAGUUUGAGUGGCCACUCCAGAGGUCCUACUUCCGUUUUCCGCCAUUAAAAUAAAACCCGACUACUUCUAAAUCCACCACAAGAUCAGUUCCCAUGUCUUCCACGUCAUUGAAAAUAGUUUUCGAGGCCGCAAAUAAAAUUACUUCUCUUUCGCGUUGUUGCCUCCUGAAAAAAUGGCGUAGCGGCACCAACUCUAUCGGGAUUAGAAAAAGCCAUUAGAAAAGAAAAUUGAUGGAGCCUCACGCUCUAUGCGUAAAACCACCGGGUUUUUAUAUAACUGCCAGUAAAAAUUGCGGUAACUGCCGCCGCCACUUCAGCCUUCCGAUCUUCUGCCAGCGUUCGCCGGAACACUCCAGUGAGACGCGUCUGAAGAAGCGGCGGGAUGUGCUUAUUACUCCAUUCCUCGCCGCUGGAGCUUACGCUCUCCGAUCGGCGGUGGCUAGAGCGGAGGAGCGACCGGAGAUGGAGAGCCAUAUGGAGGCUCGUCAAGCUCCUAAGCAGUCAGCUUUGAGUUCUGAUGGCGCGGCGGAAUCGCCAGAGGCGGCCAAGGAGGAGGUGGUAAAUUCGCGGAUCUAUGACGCCACGGUGAUAGGAGAGCCAAUGGCGCUGGGGAAGGACAAAAGUAAGGUUUGGGAGAAGAUGAUGGAUGCGCGGAUUGUGUACUUAGGUGAGGCAGAGCAGGUUCCGAUUCGAGAUGACAAAGAUUUGGAGCUUGAGAUUGUGAGGAAUUUGAGGAAGAGAUGUGUGAACGCUAAGCGGCACUUGUCUUUGGCUAUGGAGGCAUUUCCCUGUGAUUUGCAGGAACAACUUAACCGAUUUAUGGAUAAAAGGAUCGACGGAGAGGCACUUAAGUCUUGUGUAACAUAUUGGUCAUCUCAGCGCUGGCAAGAGUAUGAGCCUCUAUUAACUUACUGUCGCGAUUAUGGGAUACGAUUGGUUGCAUGUGGUGUCCCACUUGAGGUCCUACGCACAGUUCAAGCUGAAGGAGUUCAUGGGCUCUCAAAAGCUGAUCGUAGGAAAUAUGCUCCUCCAGCUGGUUCAGGCUUCAUCUCUGGAUUCCCUUCUAUCUCCAGGAGAUCAUCAAUUGAUUUAAAUUUUACCAGUCAACCUUCUUCUUACGGUCCAAAGUCAUACCUUUCAAUUCAAGCAAAAGCAGUCGAGGACUACACGAUGUCACAGGUCAUCUUACAAGCAUUGGUGGAUGGUGGAUCGACAGUCAUGCUGGUAGUAGUUACAGGCGCUAGUCAUGUCACUUAUGGGUCGAGAGGAACUGGACUGCCUGCAAGAAUUUCAAGGAAAAUGCAAAAGAAAAAUCAAGUGGUAGUAUUACUUGACCCUGAAAGGCAAUACAUAAGGCGGGAGGGUGAAGUACCCGUAGCAGAUUUCUUGUGGUAUUCUGCAGCGAGGCCGUGUAGUAGAAACUGUUUCGACCGUGCUGAAAUUGCUCGAGUUAUGAAUGCAGCAGGAAGAACGAGAGAAGCUUUACCACAGGAUAUUCAGACUGGACUAAAUCUUGGUCUUGUAUCACCAGAAGUAUUACAGAAUUUCUUUGAUUUGGAGCAGUAUCCCAUCAUAUCCGAAUUGACUCACCGUUUCCAGGGUUUCAGGGAAAGGUUACUGGCAGAUCCUAAAUUUCUCAAUAGAUUAGCUAUAGAAGAGGCCAUAUCAAUUACAACUACCCUCUUAGCUCAGUAUGAGAGGCGUAAAGAGAAUUUCUUUGAAGAGCUCGAUUAUGUUGCUACAGAUACAUUAAGAGGAAUAGUUGUCGACUUCUUCACCGUGUGGCUUCCGGCCCCGACUUUGUCUUUCCUCCCGACUAUUAAUGAUGUUACUGCCCCUGACAGCUUGGAAGCGGUCAAAGGCCUUUUGGGAUCCAUUCCGGACAAUGCGUUCCAGAAAAAUCUUGCAGGGAAAGACUGGAAUCUCAAUCACAGAAUCGCAUCAGUGCUUUUUGGUGGUUUCAAACUGGCAUGUGUUGGAUUCAUAUCUAGCAUUGGGGCUGUGGCUUCAUCUAAUAUUCUCAACGCCCUGCGGAAACUUCUUAAUCCAAACAUGAAGCAGUUGAAUAAACGAUCGCCUAUACUGAAAACAGCCUUUGUUUAUAGUACCUUUCUUGGAACAUCAGCAAAUCUGCGCUAUCAGGCUAUUGCUGGAAUAGUGGAGCACCGGAUUUCAGAACAGAUUGACCAGGAAUUGCUUGUUAAUUUGAUCUCUUUUGUGGCUCGAACAAUAAACUCUUAUUGGGGAACCCAGCAAUGGAUUGAUCUUGCACGGUAUACAGGACUUCAGGCUCGUAAGAGUGAAGAAUUAUCAUUAGAGUCACCAGAUACUUCAAAUUCUGCAGCACUAAAAUGCAACAUUCUAGAAGAUACCAACAUUGAUGAAAGCAACAAUCGGUAGAUGAGACUCGAUGUCAUUUCCUGUAAUGCUUUGAUAAUCUGUAAAAAAUAUGGAUACUUUUUUUUUAUUGGCCAAUUUCUAUACUUUCUCCAAUUUUUUAACAGCUUAAGGAGUACAGAAUGUUGAAAUAAUUACGAAUGGAAAACCACAACUUAGUAACGCCAUUGAGAACAGUUACAAAGUAUAUGCAGUUUAUUUUAUAGUUACGACUUACGAGGCUGAAUAACAUUUGACUGUCCUUUCUGCUACUAGUCUUGGGUGGCUUGUUGUAAUGGAUGCUUUUAUUUGAUUUAAAUUUGUCAUCCAAUACUGCAUAUAACAUCAAAUCCGUAAUGGAAGGUUG